UCACACUAUUCACGGUACUCUGAUUUGAGUGAUUUCCGAUUUUCCGAAUGACUUAUUGCUUAUUAGAGUUAAGACUGUUAAGUAUUUAAAUAUUAUGUAGGUUUCAAAAUUAAUGACUGCUAGUAUAAUAAUAUAACAGCUUACUGUUGGAUAAUAAUAUAUAGACUUACAGACUUUUGUUAAAUACUUAUCUUAGUAAGUUCCUAUUGAAGACUAUUAUAUUAUAUAACAUUACCUACAGCUUGAUCUCUGGUUGUACUUCUGUCAUGUACGAAGUUCAAGUGCUUUUUGAAGGCUACUGUCGGCCAACAGAAGGUGGUAUGUUGACCAAUUGUACCUGCACAUUGGUCAAAGGUCCUAAAAACAUUGUUGUUGAUACUAUGACUCCGUGGGAUAGAAUGAAAUUAUUAAAUGCUAUUGAACAACAUGGACUCGUAUGUGAAGAAAUUGAUUAUGUAAUUAGUACUCAUGGCCACUCUGAUCAUGUGGGUAACAAUAACUUAUUUUUGAACGCCACACAUCUGGUAGGCCGAUGUGUUAGUCACAAACAGAUGUACUAUGAUGACAGUACAUUUUUCAACAGUGACGGUGUGUAUGAAAUCGAUAAGAAUAUUCAAGUUGUCUCUACCCCUGGACAUACACUGGCAGAUGUAUCCGUUAUCGUUCAAACCAUCAAAGCAUCAAUCGGAAUCGUAGGUGACUUGUUUGAACAUGAAGACGAUAUAAUGGAUGAAUCCAUUUGGUUAAACGCUGGCAGUGAAAACCCUUUGUCACAGAAAAAAUAUAGAAAAGCUAUUUUGGAACAAGUGGAUUAUAUUAUACCUGGUCAUGGUCCUAUGUUCUCCACCAAGAAAUACAAGUGAUCAAUUAAUAUAAAAUGUUUAAAAAC
Molecule: messenger RNA, 889 nt
Organism: Diuraphis noxia (Russian wheat aphid)
Lineage: Eukaryota; Metazoa; Arthropoda; Insecta; Hemiptera; Aphididae
Product: metallo-beta-lactamase domain-containing protein 1
Source: RefSeq, a predicted model, not a curated record